Populus nigra (black poplar) is the source of this 954-nucleotide messenger RNA. Its product is annotated as MLP-like protein 34. The transcript is spliced from 2 exons. The coding region runs from base 133 to 591 and encodes 152 amino acids. Gene Ontology annotation, biological process: defense response. The record is from RefSeq and is a predicted model, not a curated record. Lineage: Eukaryota; Viridiplantae; Streptophyta; Magnoliopsida; Malpighiales; Salicaceae.
UACUAUUCAGAUCCUCCUGCAGCAUGUACUUUUGUAUAUAAGGAUAUUGAACAAAACAUUUCCCACAUAUUUUGUCUCAACAAGCUUCUUUAUUUUAUUUCAUUGCUAAUCGGUUAUCGAUUUUCAAAGGAGAUGGCUCUGCAAGGGAAACUUGAGAUGGAAAUAGAAAUCAAGGCACCUGCUGCUAAGUUCUAUAACAUUCUCAGGAAACAAAAUCACCAUAUUCCCAAUAUCUCAGAUAGCAUACAUGCCAUUGAUCUACAUGAAGGUGAUUGGGAAACUCCAGGCUCUGUUAAACAAUGGACUUAUACCUUAGAUGGAAACGCACCCCUGUGCGUCAAGGAAACCGUUGAAGAGGUAGAUGAUCAAAACAAAACGAUCAAAUUCAAUUGCUUGGAAGGAGAAGUUCUCAAGGAAUUCAAGAGCUUCAAGGCCAUUGUUCAAGUAACUCCCAAGGCCGGCGAGGGUAGCCUAGUGAAAUGGACCAUAGAAUUUGAGAAGGUAAACGGGGACAUUCCAUCUCCAGAUGCUUACCUGGAACUUGCGCAGAAGAUGACCAAAGAUAUUGAUGAUCAUCUUGUCGAGGCAUAGCACCAUGCAUGGUUCUAUCCUUGUAUAUAUACUGUAUAUACCUUAUGAAAGAUUUGUAUGCACGACGGCUUCUAUGUCAAACGAAGUCUCCAUGAAUUGUGGUUCCUACAUGUGAGGUCUCCUAAUUCAAUCCUGGUUAUAAUUUCGUGUUGUGCAGGGGAAUUCGUGAAAAAUAAGAAGAAGUGGAAGUGUGGAUUUUCUACUGUUGUUUGUUUGUGGUUGUAAUAAUUUAAAUUUCCUGAGGGCUUGAUGGAGCUUUCUUGUGUUUUUCUUUUUCGUUCAUGACUUGGUGUAAAUUAAGCCAUUGCAGUACUGUGAAGUUUGGAAUCUUAAUGAUAUGGUUAUUUCUUGCGCAUAGCAUAA